Racocetra persica is the source of this 439-nucleotide messenger RNA. NCBI's taxonomy places the organism in Eukaryota, Fungi, Glomeromycota, Glomeromycetes, Diversisporales, Gigasporaceae. The record is from the annotation of a GenBank genome assembly.
UGAUUUUACUGAGAAAAUUUUUAUAAGAGAUGGUGUUGAAGAGUUACCUGAAAGAAUGACUGAUGUGAUGACGGGUUUAACACUGCAAUUAUCAACAACUACAGGUUCACCGACAAGAAAAUUUAUAGGCUCAUCACAGGAUCUAAUGUUCUCUUUAAUGUUCGGACCUGAUACUGUACUAGCGGAUUUUGUGGCAUCAGAUUAUGUGCAAUUUUCAGAAUGGACAGAUGGAUUGAAUAUGUUAUUUGAUAAAAAUAUUGGAAGCAGAGAUACGGCAGAAUUCACAGAAAUUGGAGUAAAGGUUAAAUUAUUGGACUUAAGCGGUGAGAGAGUGGAAAUACCACAGAGUGUUGAAGUCCCUAGGGAGUUACCUGUUGUUGAAAUAGAUUUUAUUAUGAUGAUCCUUUUUCUUAGAGUGUGGCAUAAUUUAUUAGUAUAG